ACUCGCCUUGUCUCUUUUGGAAACACCACGUGUUGGAAGUGAUCAGAUUCGAGUGAAAAAUGAAGGUGAUUGUGAUUAUUCUAGCCAUUUUCGUGGCUCAAGGAUACUCCCAGCGACACUGCUUCAUUUGCCAGAACUGCAACGAUCCCUUCGACACGGGUGCUGCGCAAAGACAUUUGUGCACUGCUGACAAUAUCUUUCAGCCACCAGGACAGGAACCUCCGGUUACUCCUCCAAUCACUCCUCCGCCUGAUGGCCCACCAGCAACCACUGAACCACCCACCUUGACUCCUCCGACUGAGGCUCUUCCCCCGGGAGAAGAUCCUACACUUCCCCCGAUCAAUGGGAUUCCGACAACGACCACCCUCCAGCCAACACCCGCAGAUGUUCCCCAGGGACUCUACAGGAAGCGCCGCAAUGCCGUGGCUUACAACGAUCCUGAGCCAGACCCCGCCAACCAGCAAUUCCGCUGUUUCAUAGCCCACAGAGAUGUUGGUGGAAACCGCCAAACAGAGCGAGGAUGCACGGUAUAUUUGGGCGACGAGACGUGUGGCUUCUUGGGUGUCACCGGAAAUAAUUGCAGAGUUUGCGACAGCGACGGUUGCAACAGUGGCUCGAGGUUCACCUUGUCCAUCUUGACGCUCAUCGCGGCACUUUUCAUCGUAGUGCGACUUCAUUAAGCUCUUUGUGAGACGCUAGGUAGCUCGUUAGAGUUUAAUUGCCAAUUAUGAACCAUAUAUAUUUAGCUAUGUAUUUUGUAAGCUCUAAGAAUAGCAUGUACAUAUGAGAUUACACGAUUGGUCUCCUAUUUAUUAAGUCAAGUGGAGCUCACUGCACUGCAUCCUUCACUCUCAUACUCACACUUCUCAUAAAUUGGGCGUUAAUAAAUUUAUU
Molecule: messenger RNA, 894 nt
Organism: Phlebotomus argentipes
Lineage: Eukaryota; Metazoa; Arthropoda; Insecta; Diptera; Psychodidae
Product: protein eyes shut-like
Exons: 3
Coding region: 60-680 (206 amino acids)
Source: RefSeq, a predicted model, not a curated record